This is a messenger RNA of Hyla sarda, 4553 nucleotides long. It is a transcript of the gene EHD3, whose product is annotated as EH domain containing 3. Lineage: Eukaryota; Metazoa; Chordata; Amphibia; Anura; Hylidae. Gene Ontology annotation, biological process: clathrin-dependent synaptic vesicle endocytosis; endosomal transport. Gene Ontology annotation, cellular component: intracellular vesicle; plasma membrane; cytoplasm. Bases 397 to 2004 code for a protein of 535 amino acids. The transcript has 6 exons. The record is from RefSeq and is a predicted model, not a curated record. Gene Ontology annotation, molecular function: protein binding; GTP binding; calcium ion binding.
UUACACUGGCGAUGCCUUGCCCGGAGAUGGGAACUUCCGGUGUCACACCAGUUUCCUGGGCUUAGGGCAUUUAAAUCCAGCUGGAAGGGGCUGAUGUGCAUCUGAGGGUCCAGCCUAUUGCACUGGAGGGGGCUUUUAUUUAUUUUGCACUGUGCAUCCCUAAUUGUGUCAUUGAGCUGAUACAUUGUAGCAGAGAAGAUCCCAGCACAUUCUCUCUCCCCUUUGGAUUAUACAGAAACAUUGACAAUACUGACAAUCAAAUCCUGCAAAAAUUAGCUUUUUAAUUUUUAUAUUGCAAAAUAUUGUCUGAUUGUCAGUGGUUCCCCUUUAUUUCAGCGUAGUCGUCGUCCCCCCCUAAUUCCAUAUCUUCUUCUUCUUCAUCUUCUGCGCCCAGAGAUGUUCAGCUGGCUGGGGAACGAUGACCGCAGGAAAAAGGAUCCUGAAGUUUUCCAGACAGUCAGCGAUGGGCUGAAGAAACUCUACAAGACCAAGCUGCUGCCCCUGGAAGAAUAUUACAAAUUCCAUGAAUUUCAUUCGCCAGCUUUGGAGGACGCGGAUUUUGAUAACAAGCCCAUGAUCCUGCUGGUGGGACAAUACUCUACGGGGAAGACCACCUUUAUCCGGUAUCUCCUGGAGCAGGACUUCCCCGGAAUGAGGAUCGGCCCGGAGCCCACCACAGAUUCCUUCAUUGCGGUGAUGCAGGGCGAUGUUGAAGGGGUUAUUCCAGGCAACGCUCUAGUGGUGGACCCCAAAAAACCUUUCCGAAAACUCAAUGCCUUUGGAAACGCCUUCCUAAACAGGUUCGUGUGUGCACAGUUGCCCAACCCAGUCCUGGAGAGCAUCAGCGUGAUCGACACCCCUGGGAUCCUUUCCGGAGAGAAACAGAGGAUCAGUCGAGGCUACGAUUUCGCGGCAGUGUUGGAAUGGUUCGCCGAGAGGGUGGACCGCAUCAUUCUGCUCUUCGAUGCCCACAAGCUGGACAUUUCCGACGAGUUCUCCGAAGUCAUCAAAGCCCUGAAGAACCACGAGGACAAAAUGAGGGUGGUCCUGAACAAGGCCGAUCAGAUCGAGACCCAGCAGCUGAUGAGGGUUUACGGCGCCCUCAUGUGGUCCUUGGGGAAAAUUGUCAACACCCCCGAGGUGAUCAGGGUCUACAUCGGGUCUUUCUGGUCUCACCCCCUCCUCAUCCCUGACAACCGCAAACUGUUCGAGGCCGAGGAGCAGGACCUGUUCAGGGACAUUCAGAGCCUACCGCGGAACGCGGCGCUCAGGAAACUCAAUGACCUGAUCAAGAGAGCACGACUGGCCAAGGUCCAUGCAUACAUCAUCAGUUCCUUGAAGAAGGAUAUGCCGGCCGUCUUUGGAAAAGACAAUAAGAAGAAGGAAUUGAUUGGAAGUUUGGGAGAGAUUUAUGCUCGAAUUGAACGAGAACAUCAGAUUUCACCUGGAGACUUCCCCAACCUGAAGAAGAUGCAGGAUCUUUUGCAAUCCCAAGAUUUUAACAAAUUCCAACCUCUGAAGAGCAAGCUCCUGGAGACCGUGGAUGAGAUGCUGGCCCAUGACAUCGCCCACUUGAUGGUGCUGGUUAGACAAGAAGAAACGCAGAAACCAGUCCAGAUAGUUAAAGGAGGCGCAUUUGAGGGCACCCAGAAUGGCCCAUUUGGACAUGGUUACGGGGAAGGGGCAGGUGAAGGCAUUGACGAUGCAGACUGGGUAGUAGCCAGAGAUAAGCCUAUGUACGACGAGAUCUUCUACACUUUGUCUCCUGUCAACGGCAAAAUCACUGGUGCCAAUGCCAAGAGGGAGAUGGUGAAGUCCAAGCUGCCCAAUACUGUUCUUGGAAAGAUCUGGAAGCUUGCCGACAUAGACAAAGAUGGUUUGCUGGACGAUGAGGAGUUUGCCUUGGCCAACCACCUAAUAAAGGUGAAAUUAGAAGGUCAUGAGCUUCCCAAUGAUCUGCCCUGCCAUCUAAUCCCACCAUCCAAGAGAAAGGUGACGGAGUGAACCCAGAGGGAACAUUGUCAAGUGUUGGAAUGAGGGAGGAGACCCAAGAAGUAACAGAGUUUAAGUUGAUGCUAUUAAGGUGGAGUGAACCUGCUGUGGCAUUUCGGUUUAACAAGAUAUAUCCAUCUCGAGAUGCUAUUCACCACUGAGCUUUUAUUAACCCUUAACCAGAAGCUAAUAUUUGUUCCUUUGUGCUGACCUGGACUAAAUGAAGAUGAAAAUAUAUUCUAAAAAAAUAAAGGGAAGAGAGACUGUGAAGACUGUAACGUGUUCUUGGAUCUGUGUAGCGUUUUGUAUUAUGCUUCCUUUAUUCUUGAUGCUUCCCAGAUACCUCAUUGUAUUGUUUUCCGCCCAUGUGUUUUCAGUUUGUUGUUUUUAUGUCCUGUAUGUGUCUGUUAUACUGAGAAUGUCCAUGUAGGAUGAUGUUUGGUUGUAAAAUCGGGUUCUCCCCUGUUGGCUUUUCUUCACACUAAGAGGUUGGAGAUUACCAUAAUUCGUGUCCAUUGUAGACCACACGUAGGUUCAUUCAUCAUGUACUGACCCACCUGAUGGUUUGUGUCCAUUGUAGACCACACAUAGGGUUCAUUCAUCAUGUACUGACCCACCUGAUGGUUCGUGUCCAUUGUAGACCACAUGUAGGUUCAUUCAUCAUGUACUGACCCACCUGUUGGGUCGUAUCCAUUGUAGACCACACGUAGGUUCGUUCAUCAUGUACUGACCCACCUGAUGGUUCGUGUCCAUUGUAGACCACACAUAGGGUUCAUUCAUCAUGUACUGACCCACCUGAUGGCUCGUGUCCAUUGUAGACCACACAUAGGUUCAUUCAUCUUGUACUGACCCACCUGAGGGUUUGUGUCCAUUGUAGACCACACAUAGGGUUCAUUCAUCAUGUACUGACCCACCUGAUGGUUCGUGUCCAUUGUAGACCACACGUAGGUUCAUUCAUCAUGUACUGACCCACCUGUUGGGUCGUAUCCAUUGUAGACCACACGUAGGUUCAUUCAUCAUGUACUGACCCACCUGUUGGGUCGUAUCCAUUGUAGACCACACAUAGGGUUCAUUCAUCAUGUACUGACCCACCUGAUGGUUCGUGUCCAUUGUAGACCACACGUAGGUUCAUUCAUCAUGUACUGACCCACCUGUUGGGUCGUAUCCAUUGUAGACCACACGUAGGUUCGUUCAUCAUGUACUGACCCACCUGAUGGUUCGUGUCCAUUGUAGACCACACAUAGGGUUCAUUCAUCAUGUACUGACCCACCUGAUGGCUCGUGUCCAUUGUAGACCACACAUAGGUUCAUUCAUCUUGUACUGACCCACCUGAUGGCUCGUGCCCAUUGUAGACCACACGUAGGUUCUUUAAUUAUAUACAGAUCUACCUGAUUAUUUUGUGAUUGUAGAACCAACCUAAUGCUUUGUGUUCAUUGUAGACCCCACCUGGGUAUAUUCAACAUAUAUGGACCUAUCUGAUGGUUUUUGUAUAGUCCAGACCCUACCUGUCACCACGUACAGACCUAACUGAGGGUUCCUAUCCAUUGUAGACCCUAUGAGGUACAUUUAUCAUAAUAAUAGACCAACUUUACGUACAGACCUACCUGAGGGUUCCUGUCUAUUGUAGACCUUAUGUAGGUACAUUCAUCCUAUAUGGACCUACCUGUUAGUCCAUGUCCAUUGUAGACCCUACAUGGGUACGUUCAUUAUAUAUGGACCUAUCUGUUGAUUUUGUCUAUUACAGAUCUUACCUGCCAUCACAUACAGACCUACCUUAGGGUUCCUGUCCAUUGUAGACCCUACGUUUUUAAUACAUUAUGUUCACAUCUAAGAGAUGUUGUUUUUUGUACAUGGUAGAUCUGAUGUAGGCACCAAAUUUAUCAUAUAUAGACCUACCAGAUGGUGAGUGUUCAUUGUAGACCCUAUGGUGUGCUUUGACCUUGUGUAUGGAGAUGACAAUUGUGGAGAACUUUUUUUUUACUGAUAUUUCAGAUCCUUGUGGGUGAGGGUAGGGGAAUUCUGCUACUUGUGCCACAUGAAGCCUGAUGGAGCAUGAGCUUGAUGCCCAUCAUCCUGUGACUUUCCCCCAAUUUGCUAUUUUUCCAACCCCCUAGUGGUCAGUAUUGGGGUGAAACGAAUUUCCCUUGAUUUUUACGGGAUCUUCAAACCAUAGAAAAGGCCAGCUUGCACAACUUUUGCUGCAAAUUCUGACCUUGUCAAGACCUUCUUUAUAGUCAUUGGGCAUCAUAUUAUAUGCAAAAGCAUGGCAUGAGUAUUUUUCAUCCUCAGAUUUAGUAUCAAUACUAUUGAUUUGAUAGAAUGAGAGGACACAACCUUAGAGGCUAGAUAUGCCAUGAAGUGUUAUAAGGUUGAAGUAGAGGACCAUGAGUUUGGGAUGUGUAUUAAAAUGAUAGAUGGGAAACAGAGGCAGCCAUGCUGUUAGGCUGGACCAUGGUCCAUUCAGAAUUAGUAGUGAUAUCCGUGAGGUAUGAGGUGCACUGUGCCUUAUGCCUCAUGUAUUGAUACUUAAAAUGGAUCAUUGGUUGAUGCAAAAAAUAAAA